Messenger RNA from Mugil cephalus (flathead mullet), 2494 nucleotides. RefSeq names its product neuronal acetylcholine receptor subunit alpha-9-II. Gene Ontology annotation, molecular function: transmembrane signaling receptor activity; acetylcholine-gated monoatomic cation-selective channel activity. NCBI's taxonomy places the organism in Eukaryota, Metazoa, Chordata, Actinopteri, Mugiliformes, Mugilidae. Gene Ontology annotation, cellular component: postsynaptic membrane; synapse; neuron projection. Gene Ontology annotation, biological process: signal transduction; regulation of membrane potential; monoatomic ion transmembrane transport. Bases 706 to 2367 code for a protein of 553 amino acids. The record is from RefSeq and is a predicted model, not a curated record. The transcript has 6 exons.
UCAUCGGUGUAUAAUUGGUUAGUUCACAGUCUUCAGUUAAUAAAAGCCUUUACAUAAUUAAAUUGAAUUUAUUUAGAGUUAUUUAGGGUUUUCCUAAAGACAAUUUGGAGAUUAUAAUAUACAAUUAUAAUGUAACAAAUAAAACGUAAUCAAUAAGCCUCAUGUUGAGUCCAGUUUAAAAUCCCAGCGAUUAUUAUUAUUUUUAUUUAUUUUAUUUAGUUUUUUGUCCCUUUCCUGGCCUUAUUGCUUAUUGUUUUAUUUAACAUUUGAGGCGUUUGACCAGAUGUUUUUUUUUCCCCUAAUGGGUUCCUUUAUUGAUAUUUCCCCUCCGCAUCCUCCUGAUAUUGGCAGUACAUAAUGUGGAUCAUCCCCGCAGCAGCACCUGGCUGCUUGACAGGUGAAUAGUCCCGUGUGUGAUGAAGCGAGGAUUCGCGGGCAUCCUGUUUCCCUCGGUCUGCUGCUGCUGCUAUGUGAUAGCCAGAGAUCUAUUCCUUGUCUCAGUGAGCUCAGCAGACAUGCUGGCUCCCCUGCCAAGCACUAAGAGCUGGACUCGCUGCCCGGACGGACAGAUAGUGUCUUGCUAUCUCCAGCCGAGUUCAAUCGGGGUUGAACGGGCAUCAUGUAGGCCUCACCGGGGAUGAGACCGGGGAUUGUUGCUGCUCAUUGCUGCUCGAGGUUUCCCUUUAAUCUUGGCGGUGUUCAGAAAUGCUCACGAUGAUCCCAGUAAUCUGUUUGGCGAUGCUGCUUCCUGGAGUGGUUCACUCUGCUCAGGGUCACUUCGCCCAGAAGCUCCUGAACGAUCUAAUGGAGAACUACUCCAGCGCCCUGCGGCCUGUGGAGGACACAGACAGGGCCCUCAACGUCACCUUACAGAUCACCCUCUCUCAGAUCAAAGACAUGGACGAGAGGAACCAGGUGCUGAUCGCCUACCUGUGGAUCAGGCAGACGUGGCACGAUGCGUACCUGAAGUGGGAUAAAGAGGACUAUGACGGGCUGGAGGUCAUCCACAUCCCCAGCAGCCUGGUGUGGAGGCCCGACCUCGUCCUCUAUAACAAAGCCGACGACGACUUCUCGGGGCCGAUGGACACCAAUGUGAGGCUGCGCUACAAUGGAGAGAUAACCUGGGACGCUCCGGCCAUCACCAAGAGCUCCUGCGUCGUGGACGUCUCCUACUUCCCGUUUGACAGCCAGGAAUGCAACCUCACCUUUGGUUCAUGGACUUACAAUGGCAACCAGGUAGACAUCAUUAUGGGCAUGGAGAGCGGCGACCUGUCAGACUUUGUGGAAAACGUGGAGUGGGAGUGCCACGGGAUGCCGGCCACCAAGAAUGUCAUAAUGUACGGCUGCUGCUCCGACCCGUAUCCAGACAUCACCUAUACCGUUCUCCUGCAGCGCCGCUCUUCCUUUUACAUCUUCAACCUCCUCCUCCCUUGCUUCCUCAUCUCCUUCUUGGCUCCUCUGGGUUUCUACCUGCCUGCAGACUCCGGGGAGAAGGUUUCCCUCGGGGUGACGGUGCUCCUGGCUCUCACCGUGUUCCAGCUGAUGGUGGCGGAGAGCAUGCCGCCAUCAGAAAGUGUCCCUCUUAUAGGAAAGUACUAUAUUGCUACCAUGACCAUGGUCACUGCCUCCACAUCCCUCACCAUCUUCAUCAUGAACAUCCACUUCUGCGGCGCAGAGGCCAAGCCAGUUCCCCACUGGGCCAAAGUCCUCAUCAUUGACUACAUGUCCAAGAUUUUCUUUGUUUACGAGGUGGGCGAGAACUGCGCCUCUGCCUCCUCUUCGUCUUCUCACUCGCCCCAGGACGACGCCCGUCACUCGCAAAUCAACGGUCACGUGCACUCGAACGGGAAACCUGGGAGCCACGGCGGCCAAGACGACCGGCGCAGCCACAGAUACCCCAGACCUCAGACUCCCAGACUUCCUCAACACUCCAAAGUGAAAGUCCAGCACCACAUCACCCGAGAGGAGAACAGCCACCUGUCCAGUUUUGCACCUUCAAAGUAUGAGAGCACCAAUGGUAAAAUCCCGACGAGUGACUGCUGUAAAGAAGACCAGAAGGUCCCGUAUUACCCUGAGGAUCACAAACUUCCCUGCUGCCCCGAAGACAAAAAGCCUCCACCUCAAGGCCCCACCGUAACUUUUGGCCCCUGUGUGUUCUGUAGCCAUGGCAGUGGGAUCCCCGGGGCGGACACCAAGCUGGUGCGCAAUGUUGAGUAUAUAGCAAACUGUUUUAGAGAGCAGAGGGCCACAUGCGCCAAGGGGGCAGAGUGGAAGAAGAUAGCCAAGGUGAUGGAUAGAUUCUUCAUGUGGAUUUUCUUCAUCAUGGUUUUCCUCAUGAGCAUCCUCAUCAUCGGAAAGGCACCGUGACCAAGUAGAGAUGCCUUCUCUGUCUUUUUUUCUUUCAUUUCAAUAUUGGACUCAGUGGAAACUUUUUAGUCAACAGAAAAAAGUCAAAUGGACUAUUUUUUUUUUUUUUAAAUAAACAUAUUGCACA